This is a messenger RNA of Sarcophilus harrisii (Tasmanian devil), 2483 nucleotides long. It is a transcript of the gene EPGN, whose product is annotated as epithelial mitogen. The coding region runs from base 486 to 929 and encodes 147 amino acids. Gene Ontology annotation, biological process: positive regulation of mitotic nuclear division; epidermal growth factor receptor signaling pathway; positive regulation of cell population proliferation. The transcript has 5 exons. The record is from RefSeq and is a predicted model, not a curated record. NCBI's taxonomy places the organism in Eukaryota, Metazoa, Chordata, Mammalia, Dasyuromorphia, Dasyuridae.
UGUAAGUUAUUAUUUUUUUUAUUUGGAUAUUUUAAUGGACAAGUUGUUUUACUUCUAGAGUUUCCAAAGUUGAUAAUGACCCUUACUGGUCUAUCUUUUCAGGAAAUCCAUAUUCACAGGCAACAGCAUCAUUUGUCUUCCUUCACACAAACAGCAUUUUGUUCAAAUGAUGUUCAGUUUCACUUGAAAAUGGAGAAAUUUUUUAAAAACUGGCUUUACAUUUGCAAUUAUGCCCAUAGGCAACAGGAAACCAAUGUUUCAAAAGAAAACUUGAUCCCACAGCUAGAUAAUGCUAGUUUCCUCAAUAAUGCAGAGUGCCUGAAGGCUUUAUGUUGUUGCCAGAUAUACAUUUUUUUGAUUGGUAAGAAUUGCCAGGUGACGUUUCAUGAAAUAUAAAAACAAGGAAGACAGAGAGAGGCCAAUAAAAAGAACAACCUGUCAGUCGGGAAAGAAAAGGAAAAGAGAUUAUUAAUCAACAGCAAGAGAUGGCACUUGGAAUUCCAUUGUACAUUCUGCUAAAUGCCAUGGUAUCAUUGAGUAAAGAGGCAGCUGUUACUGUAACUACACCCAUUACAAGCCAACAAAGUAACUGGACAGUUAACAAAACAGAAGCUGAAUACACAGAGGGGCCCAUAGCUUUGAAGUUCUCUCACCCUUGUCUUGCAGACCAUCAUAGCUACUGUAUCAAUGGUGUCUGUGCAUUCCAUCAUGAGCUCAGGAAAGCCAUAUGCAGAUGCACUACAGGUUAUACUGGAGAAAGAUGUGAGCACUUAACAUUAACUUCAUAUGCUGUGGAUUCUUAUGAAAAAUAUAUUGCAGUUGGAAUCGGUGUUGGAUUGCUAUUAAGUCUCUUCCUUGCUAUUAUCUACUGUUAUGUAAGAAAGAGGUAUGGAUCAAGAAGGAAUAUGGCAUGGACAGCAUUGCAUUGAAAUUCAGACCACAAAUCUGGCAGGACCAUUCAUGACAGCAGUUCUGAUGCAUGAAAUUGAAACAUCCUUAUAAAGUCUGCAAGAGAGAGAAGAGGCCUCUGUGAGAAGUGAACAAAAUAUCAUUGAUAAAAGCAGAUGUGGACCAGAACUGAACUGAAAUCUUCCAAGGGGAUCCAGAAGAAUGGCAAGAUCUGGGUGAAUAAAAAAAAAGAGAAGAGGAAGAUAUCAAACCCUUGAUAUUCUAACCUAUACUCUGAAUUCCCAUGGAAUGAAUGAAUAGAACCACUUCAUUUUGACAAGACUUGACAGUGCUAAUGAAGUCUAUCAUGGAAGUUUUGGAUGCAAGAAUCAUUGACCCUCUCUGAGUCUGGUUUUUUUUUUUUUUUUUGGUGUUAUUAUUCUUAAUAGAAGAACAUUUGGUGUUUUUAUUCUGAUAUGACAGGUAUGGAUUAUAGCAGUCAUUCCUGAAAUUUGCUAUAGAGGAGUUUCAUAUUUAAGCUAUGAGUUGGACUACAUGGCUUCUGGAAUGCCUUCUAGCUCUAAGAUUCUGUCCUCAAAAGUUCCAUGCCUUAUGGAUGAGAGAAGAGAGACAUUUUCACAGAAUUCAUCCACUAUGUGGAAGAUCCUGUGCUAGGCCACUAGUUGGAAAAAAACUAUUGACAUACAUGCUCCUGAUACCUGUUAUCUACUGGCAAGUAGGACUAGCCCCUUUCGGCUUCUUGUCUGUCCACAAUGUGGACUUACCCACUUUAAAUAAGAUAUUUCUAUGGCACCUGAAAUGAAUGUGAUGACUAUUAUUAAAUACAAAACCAGUGUUAUUGAGGCUUCAGUGGCCCAGGCAUGAAUUCAAAGAGUGAACUCUUAUUUCUAGAAAUCAAAGGUCUAUAGAAAUAUUAUUGACUUAGUUACUCUAUCACAACAGCACUUAUAAAAGGUGAGGUGAAUGAUCUUCAGAAGAAACAAGAAUCUCAAGCAAUCAAUGACUAUUGUCUUAAGGAAUCAGACAUGAGCAAAGCCUUUCUUCCUCUGAAUGGAUCAUAAAAUAUUGUACCUUUACCCCAUUGUUAUUCUUGAUUCAUAGUCUCUUUCUGCUAUCAUAUGUGUGAUUUAAUGAAUGGCUAUGUAGCAACAAUAAGAAAAUUGUACCAAGUGACCUGUGGUCCAGAGAUAGCCCUUAUGUUUAGAUUAACAGGUUGAACAAGGUUUUUCAAUGGCUCAUGAUAUAUGGAAUUUUUCUUCAUCAUUUCUUGACUACGUAGUUACAUGAAAGGUAUUGACGUUGGAAAAAGCAUAAUGAAAAGAGAAUUGAAUUGGGAGUCAAUAGUUCAGGAUUUUGGUUCAAAUUAACUCUAUUACUAAUUAACUGGAUGGCCCUAAGCAAAUAACUUUCUAUUUAUAGGCCAAAGUUUUCUCUGUAAAAUGUGUGAGAUGAACUAAAGGAUAUUGAAUACCACUAUUGCUGCUCCUGAUGCUGCUGCUACUAUUAGCAGCAAGGUAAUGCAAUGGAUAGUGCUGGACCUAGAAUCAAGAACUAAGUUUAAGUUCAGCCUCAGA